Marasmius oreades (fairy-ring Marasmius) is the source of this 1251-nucleotide messenger RNA. RefSeq lists its product as uncharacterized. NCBI's taxonomy places the organism in Eukaryota, Fungi, Basidiomycota, Agaricomycetes, Agaricales, Marasmiaceae. Gene Ontology annotation, molecular function: cysteine-type carboxypeptidase activity; cysteine-type deubiquitinase activity; K48-linked deubiquitinase activity. Gene Ontology annotation, biological process: protein K48-linked deubiquitination. Bases 1 to 1251 code for a protein of 416 amino acids. Gene Ontology annotation, cellular component: cytosol; cell periphery. The transcript is spliced from 6 exons. The record is from RefSeq and is a predicted model, not a curated record.
AUGUCGUCGGGCGAAUUCCAACAAGGUUCAAGUUCAAGUCCACAACUGAUCGCAAGCUCGUCUCGGUCUUCAUCCUCCCAGUUGAUACAAGAAACACCUCGUAUAACACGACAAAACAGCUUACAAUCAUCAGAAGCGGAAGUUUGGUACUUGAAGGACAUAGAGUUCGGAGAGGACGACGCAAAGAGGAGGGUUAAGGUCAUUACACAGAAUUUUAACGGGCCAUGUUCAUUCAUUGCGAUAUGCAAUAUCUUAAUUCUUAGCCGGAUGAUCCACAUUGAACCACCAACCCGCCAAACAGUAUCUUAUGAGUUUCUGUCUCAUCUAGUCGCUGAGUAUCUGUUACUCCACUGCCCGGAGGUAGAUGUUUCUGCCGCACUAUCCAUUAUGCCACACACGCAAAAGGGUAUGGAUUUAAAUCCUUUAUUCACGGGGUGCAAAUUAUUUCGUCCUGAAGGCCUUGGCGGCGAACUUAAACUCUUCGAGCAAGUCGGUAUUGACCUUUUACAUGGCUGGGUAGUUGAUCCAGAGAACGAAGAGGCCAAAGUACUCUCAAAGACGGAAGACUAUGACAGCGCAGUUAUGCUUAUCGCGGAUGCAGACCAUAUCAUGAAGGGGCAAUUGGUCGUACAGGACGAUGAAGUUCCACAGGCUGGCGCGAGUAACCCGUCAAGCAAUUUGACGGACGAGGAACGCGUGAAAGUAGAAGACGCUAUUGUUGUACGACAGUUCAUCGAUAAUACCAAGUCCCAAAUGACAUAUCACGGGCUGUUCAAUCUCGCAACCGUCGUCAAACCCGGAUCACUGGUCGCCCUGUACCGCAACCUUCAUUUAUCAGUACUAUACAAACGACCUGGGCCCGACGAGUCGCUUUACACACUUGUUACGGACCAGGUCUUUCUUCACGAACCUUCCAUUGUUUGGGAGCGGUUGGAAGACGUUGAUGGCGGCUGGUCGACCUUUGUGGACUCAAACUUUAUCAAGUCGAGUCCCGCAGGCGGAGACUUCGCAGGACGCACGGCGGAGGAAGCUUUGAGAGCCGCGGAAAUUGAAGCCGGACAAUUUGUAGUGUCAGAGCCUGGAGAUCUUGACCUCGCCCGUCAAUUGCAAGCAGAAGAGGACGAUCACGCACGCUUUCAACGUGAGCAACAUUUGCGGGAAAAGAAUCGUCGGCGGCAGGAGGAGGAAGAGCGACUGCGCGAGAAACAAGAAAGGAAACAGAGAAAGAAGAAGGAUUGUGUUAUCAUGUAG